Molecule: messenger RNA, 852 nt
Organism: Sycon ciliatum
Lineage: Eukaryota; Metazoa; Porifera; Calcarea; Leucosolenida; Sycettidae
Product: N,N'-diacetyllegionaminic acid synthase-like
Exons: 1
Coding region: 1-852 (283 amino acids)
Biological process (GO): carbohydrate biosynthetic process
Molecular function (GO): N-acylneuraminate-9-phosphate synthase activity
Source: RefSeq, a predicted model, not a curated record
AUGAAGAAGACUUACAUUAUUGGAGAAAUUGGAAUAAAUCAUCAAGGAGAUUUAGCUAUUGCUAAAAGGUUAAUUGAUAUUGCUGCCGCAGCAGGUUGUGAUGCAGUCAAGUUCCAGAAGAGAAACCCAGACGUGUGUGUACCUGAAGCACAGAAGAACAAGCCGAGAAUCUGGCAAGGUACAGAUAUGACAUAUCUCGAAUACAAAUAUAAAGUCGAGUUCGGCAAAGAAGAGUAUGAUGAGAUUGAUCGUUACUGUAAACAGCAAGGAAUUGCCUGGUCAGCUUCCCCCUGGGAUAUGGAUUCUGUAGAGUUUUUAGAGCAAUAUAACUUACCAUUUAUUAAGUUACCUUCUGCUUCAUUAACUGAUGAUGAAUUACUUACUGCUUGUGUAGAGAGAUUUCCUAAGAUUAUAUUUUCAACUGGUAUGUCGACCGAAGAAGAGAUAGAUCAUGCAGUAGACACUCUAAGAAUAGCUAAGGCAUACUAUAAUAAGACAGAUAAGAUAGGUCUACUUCACUGUAAUUCUACAUACCCAGCACCUAUCAAUGAAUUAAAUUUAUCUGCUAUAAAAACAUUAACUAACAAAUACCCUGACUUCGAAAUAGGAUACUCAGGACAUGAAAUGCUUCUUGGGACUACAGUAGCUUCAGUACUAUUAGGAGCAUCUAUUAUAGAGAGACAUAUUACAUUAGAUAGAACUAUGGAAGGUUCUGAUCAUAGUGCUUCAGUAACACCUCACGGUCUAUUUAAAUUAGUUUCUGGUAUUAGAGAAUUAGAAGCAGCAUAUGGAGAUGGAAUUAUACAAGUAACUGAAUCAGAAAAGCCUGUAAGAGAAAAACUAAGAGGUUAA